This is a messenger RNA of Oppiella nova, 488 nucleotides long. The record is from the annotation of a GenBank genome assembly. Lineage: Eukaryota; Metazoa; Arthropoda; Arachnida; Sarcoptiformes; Oppiidae.
AGGCAGUGAAGGCACAGACAGUUGCGUCCAAAUAGCGGUUAUACUGUAAACAGAUUUGCAUUCAUUUGCUGUUUGUCUCCCUUUUGAACCACAUUUGAGUGUAAAGUGAAUUGACUUUGAAUUUGUGUUAAUUGUAACCAAAAAGGCAUUCAUUGAUCGCAAAAAUGUCAGUCAAAGCGGUGGUCGUACUGAAGGGUGACUCCAAUGUGACGGGAACUAUACGUUUCGAGCAGAAGGGCUCGUCGGUGUCGGUGACGGGAAGUGUGAGUGGACUGACUCCAGGACAGCACGGAUUUCAUGUGCAUGAAUUUGGUGAUAAUACCAAUGGCUGUACGAGCGCUGGACCCCAUUAUAACCCUCACGGCAAAGAACACGGCGCCCCCACCGAUGCCAACAGACAUGUCGGCGAUUUGGGUAACGUUACCGCCGAUGCCAACGGCGUGGCUAACGUGAACAUCGAGGACAAACAGUUGGCCCUCACCGGCAAU